Messenger RNA from Cutaneotrichosporon oleaginosum, 795 nucleotides. RefSeq lists its product as uncharacterized. Lineage: Eukaryota; Fungi; Basidiomycota; Tremellomycetes; Trichosporonales; Trichosporonaceae. Gene Ontology annotation, cellular component: nucleus. Gene Ontology annotation, biological process: protein desumoylation; proteolysis. Gene Ontology annotation, molecular function: deSUMOylase activity. The record is from RefSeq and is a predicted model, not a curated record.
AUGCGCAAGACUUUGGACGAAGCGUCGGCCCCGCGGCAGUCAUCUGUUGGUAUCUUCCGUAUGCUCUGGCUGAUGGCUCAGUUUACCCUUGUCCGUCCCCACCAGAAGCGCGACAUCCCAGCAUUGUGGGAGCCGCUCGACAGUCCUUUACACAGGCGGCAGCAAAUUGAGAAAGUCGUAACGGAAGGCAAGAUCAAGAUCGCACUUGCACGUGCUGGUCCGCCUAUUCCGAGUAAACUCGCUCCCAGCCAAGAUGUCAUCCUCUCUGAACAGGGAUAUGUGGGGGCCAAUCUUAAGCGUUGGACGAAGAGGUUCAAGCUUGAUAUAUUCACACUUCACAAGAUGCUCAUUCCAAUUAACCACAAUAAUGCCCACUGGGUCUGUGCUGUUGUGGACUUCCGCCGAAAACGGAUCGAAUAUUACGACUCAAUGCACGACAGUGGUAGGAGGAUGCAAGUCUUCCAGAACCUUCGAGAUUACCUGAAGGCCGAACACAAGGAGAAGAAGGGAACUGCAUUGGACCUCUCAGCCUGGACAGACGCAUACAACCCGGUACGUCGAGAAUACUUUAACCCGAUCCUGACAUUGCAGGGUACUCCCAAACAGGACAAUGUCAACGAUUGCGGCGUCUUCGCCUGCCAGACUCUCGAAGCAGCAGGGCGCGGACGCGAUUUGAUCGGCUCCAAAUUCGAGUUCAAACAGUCGAAUAUGUCGUUCUUCCGUCGCCUCAUGAUUGUGGAGAUCGCGUCAGGAGAGCUGGCCCAACGCCCGUGGGCACGGCCUGCCGACAAAUGA